Messenger RNA from Dermacentor albipictus, 3964 nucleotides. The record is from RefSeq and is a predicted model, not a curated record. Lineage: Eukaryota; Metazoa; Arthropoda; Arachnida; Ixodida; Ixodidae.
UGCGCGAAUCUAAAUUGCCCCAGUACACCUGACAAUGUGAGCUUUGACGUUGCCGGCGUUGCGUGGACGUCGUUGGAAACCCCUAGGGAUGGGUUCACAUCGUGGAAAUCCAGACGCCCAAAAGAGGCCUCCAAAGGGACUUCCACGGAACGCAAGCCUUGCGAGGGAGUGACCUCCCGUUCGCCAUUCUCCCAUCCGAUGCGGCUGUGUCUCAUUAGCCGAUCGCUGACCACAGGCCAUCCACGGGCAGCUCAGCGCGCAGUCUUGCCAAGGCUCGGUCAUCUGGCAGUCUUUCACAGUGAAUACCAGGCAAUCGCCGAUAUGUUUCCAAGUCAUGGAGUCACGCCUGUGUCCCGAGCGGCAGUCUCCAUUCACUCGCAUCAGGCUCGGUUUACGUGCAUCGGGCUCAUCGUGCUGUCGCAGCUGGUGGUGAUCACAACAGCGAUGCUCAAGCGCACCCGAAGUCAUCGAGGGUUGCCGCAGCGGCUACAUGAGAGCGCCAGCGCGGCCGAGCGCUCGAUGCCUCCGUCAGCGCAGCUGCACAACACUACCUCACGUGGCGGGUUGCCGCAGCGGCUACAUGGGAGCGCCAGCGCGGCCGAGCGCUCGACGCCUUGGUCCGCGCAACUGCGCAACACUACGUCACGUGGCGGUUUGCCGCAGCGGCUACGUGGGAGCGCCAGCGCGGCCGAGCGCUCGACGCCUUGGUCCGCGCAACUGCGCAACACUACGUCACGUGGCGGGUUGCCGCAGCGGCUACGUGGGAGCGCCAGCGCGGCCGAGCGCUCGACGCCUUGGUCCGCGCAACUGCGCAACACUACGUCACGUGGCGGGUUGCCGCAGCGGCUACGUGGGAGCGCCAGCGCGGCCGAGCGCUCGACGCCUUGGUCCGCGCAACUGCGCAACACUACGUCACGUGGCGGGUUGCCGCAGCGGCUACGUGGGAGCGCCAGCGCGGCCGAGCGCUCGACGCCUCGGUCCGCGCAGCUGCGCAACACUACGUCACGUGGCGGGUUGCCGCAGCGGCUACGUGGGAGCGCCAGCGCGGCCGAGCGCUCGACGCCUUGGUCCGCGCAACUGCGCUACACUACGUCACGUGGCGGGUUGCCGCAGCGGCUACGUGGGAGCGCCAGCGCGGCCGAGCGCUCGACGCCUCGGUCCGCGCAGCUGCGCAACACUACGUCACGUGGCGGGUUGCCGCAGCGGCUACGUGAGAGCGCCAGCGCGGCCGAGCGCUCGACGCAUCGGUCCGCGCAGCUGCGCAACACUACGUCACGUGGCGGGUUGCCGCAGCGGCUACGUGGGAGCGCCAGCGCGGCCGAGCGCUCGACGCCUCGGUCCGCGCAGCUGCGCAACACUACGUCACGUGGCGGGUUGCCGCAGCGGCUACGUGGGAGCGCCAGCGCGGCCGAGCGCUCGACGCCUUGGUCCGCGCAACUGCGCAACACUACGUCACGUGGCGGGUUGCCGCAGCGGCUACGUGGGAGCGCCAGCGCGGCCGAGCGCUCGACGCCUCGGUCCGCGCAGCUGCGCAACACUACCUCACGUGGCGGGUUGCCGCACCGGCUACGUGGGAGCGCCAGCGCGGCCGAGCGCUCGACGCCUCGGUCCGCGCAGCUGCGCAACACUACGUCACGUGGCGGGUUGCCGCAGCGGCUACGUGGGAGCGCCAGCGCGGCCGAGCGCUCGACGCCUUGGUCCGCGCAACUGCGCAACACUACGUCACGUGGCGGGUUGCCGCAGCGGCUACGUGGGAGCGCCAGCGCGGCCGAGCGCUCGACGCCUCGGUCCGCGCAGCUGCGCAACACUACGUCACGUGGCGGGUUGCCGCAGCGGCUACGUGGGAGCGCCAGCGCGGCCGAGCGCUCGACGCCUCGGUCCGCGCAGCUGCGCAACACUACCUCACGUGGCGGGUUGCCGCACCGGCUACGUGGGAGCGCCAGCGCGGCCGAGCGCUCGACGCCUCGGUCCGCGCAGCUGCGCAACACUACGUCACGUGGCGGGUUGCCGCAGCGGCUACGUGGGAGCGCCAGCGCGGCCGAGCGCUCGACGCCUUGGUCCGCGCAACUGCGCAACACUACGUCACGUGGCGGGUUGCCGCAGCGGCUACGUGGGAGCGCCAGCGCGGCCGAGCGCUCGACGCCUCGGUCCGCGCAGCUGCGCAACACUACGUCACGUGGCGGGUUGCCGCAGCGGCUACGUGUAGCGCCAGCGCGGCCGAGCGCUCGACGCCUCGGUUCGCGCAACUGCGCAACACCGAAGGAGACGCUGGGCCGCGGCGACGACCCGUGCGACAACCUGUACGAGCACGUGUGCUCGGGAUGGCUGUUGCGGCUGUCGGGGAAGCUGCUCAAAUUGCGCCUGGCAGAGCGCAGGGUCUCGAUGGCUUCCAACAAGGCAGACGGUGCCACCAAGUGGACAGUUCUGUGACGGCACCGCCAUGUUUACUCUGACGCCAGCCAAGCUGCGCCGAGUAGGGCCACGACUGCAAAGGUGUCUGGGCAGCUCCUGCUUUGCGGCGUGCGCGGAGAUUCGCAGGAUGUGCGCAGCGUUUCAUCCGCCGUUUCUGGCUGAACGCGCUACUUAGCCACGUCGACACGCUGGCUUCAUCACGCUCGAUUCGCCGGCGUGCAUCUCCCGUGCAUAACUGCUGGAUGAUCAAAUUUGUUUAUCGACUUGAAUGCAGGUGUUAGCGUAAUUUAAAAUAAAUUCAGCUCAUCUAUCGAAUCAGCUAGCCUUUUCUUUCCUAAUACAUAAAUACUUGAAGUAGUGUCUCCUACUUCCCCGUGCCCCCGUGCCUGCGAGUCCAGCUUUACCAGGAUGCCACUUGUCCAAGCCAUCGGGCGUCAGGAGCAAUCCAAUGCUGGCCUGGACUCUGUGUGCGCCAUCGCUCCUUCCAGCCUAACUGUCCGUUUCCCUGUUUCGUAUGUCCAAGGCCAGAGGCUACGUCGCCGCAAUCCGGCCAAGUGGAGGACAGCUCAGGACCGGCUCAUUUGUCUUAAUUGCCGUCGGAUUGGUCACGUCGCCCGCUGUUCAGCCCUAUGCUCCUAACCGGCGUCCUUCUGGCCACCCAUGCAGGCCGCUUCCAGCCUUACCACGAGUCACCUCGGGACAAAGGUGGUGACGCUCCGACGAUAUCGUACCAUCGUUCGCCAUCUCCGCAUGGUCACCAUUGACGUUCGUCCUUGUCUCGUCGCCUCUAGUGAGUGUGCGAAUGGUAUUAGCUUGUUCAGGACCCCACGAAGUCCAGGCCAGGCGCGUGAGGUGGCUCGUGGUGGCGCGUGGUGUCCUCUGUCCUCUGUCGUCUUGUCCGUGUCAAUCCAGCGCUAUGACUCCAGUUGAUGCAACUGACCAACUAGCCCAAAAAUCUACACUCCUGUUUGGCAGCUGCCAAGCGCACCCUCCCGCCAAAUGACGUCACCAGGGGAGAGCACGGCGCAACAUGUUUUCGAAAAGGUCCAUUCCAUUAAGUGCAUGUGAGAGCUACAGGUUGCGUCUGCGUACCAAGAAAAACCGGAAGUGCUUCCCUCGGGGUGACGCCGACGCGGUGGAAGUUUCACGAAAGGAUCUGUACCGCAACAGGCGAGCGCCCCCCUUUCGCUCUUCAGUUAACACAGCACGCACUCGUUACAUUGGCGCUCCCGUCUCCUAGAUGGCACAAGGAAGGUGCACUUCGACCCACGACGUCAUGCUAGCUUACACGGCUGCCGUAGAAUGGGAAUACUGCAGAGUAAGUCGCGGUGAUUUUUGACAUCGCUUUUGUCAUGCGGGCUUGGCAAUGGCUAUUGCGAUCCACGUAGCGUGACGUCAUAAAGCUGAGGCCUGUGCUGCGCCGUGUUAAGCAACAGCUUUUAUCGUGGUGACGUGGAUGCUGGGCUGGCGUCACGACGUGCGAGAAGGGGAACCGGAACAGCCAGGAGAGCAGCGUGGAACUUUUUCUUUUUUUUUGCCGCACACAGCUGCC